Zophobas morio is the source of this 5913-nucleotide messenger RNA. RefSeq lists its product as uncharacterized. Gene Ontology annotation, molecular function: protein binding. The coding region runs from base 79 to 5451 and encodes 1790 amino acids. The transcript is spliced from 3 exons. The record is from RefSeq and is a predicted model, not a curated record. NCBI's taxonomy places the organism in Eukaryota, Metazoa, Arthropoda, Insecta, Coleoptera, Tenebrionidae.
AAGUCCUUAUCGAACAGUUCACGACUAGUCAAUUUUUACGUUUAAUCCUACAACUAUUAUUGAAGGUAAUUCAAUAGGAUGGAAACCACUGCGAAAAGCACAGAUAUCCACCAAGAGGAUAACUCAUCUGAAAAUUCUGCCUCGAUGUUUAAGAAGAGACCUGGUACCACUGACCACGACAAACACAUCUACAUAGCUAACUUGCUUUUAAAACUAACGAUUGAUGACGACGUCGAAAACUUUCACUUGUCUUGGAAUGACGAAGAAUUUGGUUCCUUCGAAAACGUUGCAGUUGAAAUUUUUUUCAAAAAUCGGACGGAAACGUUCGCCUUUCAGUUGAAACACGUAGCCGGAAAAACCGCAAUGAUUGAAAAAUUAAACUCACCGAAUGAAGAAACGAGUGAAGAAAAUUCGGAAAAGUUUGAAUUUUUUUUCAAAAAUGUAUAUCUCUGUAAUGAUCAACCAGAUGUCGAGCAACUUAAAAAGGAAGUAUUGGAGACACUAGAGGCACAUUUCUGUUGUAAUGAAACUGUUUUUCGUGACUACAUAGAUUUCAUAACCCAGUGGAGUAUGAAGCAAGAAAGACAAUUCAAAUUAGAUAAAACAUGGAUGAAACACGUGAUUGCCCUUUGCGUGUGUUCGCCUCUUACUAAAUCGUUGUCCUUUCUUGCUGGUAAAUCAGUCGACGAUAAAGAACAAAUUUUUCGAGAAGCUGUUUCUAAAUGUGAUUUGACUGUUAUUGGUAACGACAAUUUUGAAAGAAUCGAAUCAAUUUGGUCAGAUGCUAUCGACGGUAUAGACGAUAUGGAAAAAACGAGUAAAAUUAAUAACUUGUACCAAAUUAUGGAAAACUUGAUAACGAGUAAGGAAAUGCUUUACGCUGAGGAUGCAUCCAAAGUAUCGAAACUCAUGUGGUUGCUGGGAAAAACUCCGUUAAUCGUUACAGGAUGUCCACAAGUUUAUCAAGCACUAAAAACAUGCCAAAUUAGAAAUCUUAUCGUACUUGAUAAUCAAGAAACGUUUAGUAAAGGCGUUGAAGGAAUCACAAACAGUCAACAAAAAACUUUCCUGUUUCGAAAGUUAUUUGAAUUAAAAGAGCACACAAAGUUGUAUCACGACAUCUUAAUGAAGUUUACCUAUUCGUUGGAAGGUCAAAGAGAAAUUGAGCUGAAAUUCUUACAAGAAGUGUGCGAUAUUGACAAUUUCAUCACCACAGAUGAUUUAAUUGAAAUGUUGAAAGCUCCAUUGUUAAUUGGAAACCCAGAAGCUCUACCACCAAGUCACAUCGAAAGAAAGUUGACCAAAACUUUAAUAGACGUCAAGUUUUUGGAAACUAUCGACGAAAAUACAGUCGCUUUAAUUGACUGUAUGACAGACGUUAACUUCUUUCAACGAAAUUUUAGAGACGCUUUUAUUUGCAAAAUAAACGAAGUUGACUCAAUUCAGAAUAUACAUCAUAGCCAGAAGAUUUACGUCUGCGAAAAUCAAGUUUCACAAGAAGAAUUUACUAGUUUGUGUUGGAAAAAUCCAGGAACGCAAUUUCAACAUUUUAAAUACGUGGACAAUCAUCUCUUGGAGUGGGUAGGAAGUGGGAAUUAUGACCCCAAAUGCGGAUAUUUGAAACAACUUGAGAACUUUCGUCUACGCAGUGAAUUCAUGGAACAUGACAUCGACGAACGUCAAUAUUUUAGUGAAUCGCGACAAAAUGUUAACAUUAUUUGCGCCGGUCCUGGUGCGGGAAAAAGCACACUAAUGAAGAGUUUGAAAAGUAGGACUUCCUCAUCAAAAUGGGUUGUUUUAAUCAACGCUCAAGAUCUUGGAAAAGUUGCUUCCGACGUGGACAUCCUGGAAGUUACUUGUCAAAAGUGUUCAAAGCUUUUGGACCAAAUAGUGUUCAAGACAAUGUUGGAACAAAAUCAAAUAGAAGUAGUUUGGGAUGGACUCGAUGAAGCGUCUGACUCCAUUCAAGCUACCAUUGUAGCUUUAGUGAAAGCUCUUUCGCAACGAGGGGUCAAGCAAUGGUUAACUUCCCGAAACAACUUGAAAAAUGUGUUAGAAGAGAACUUAGGUACUUUUUCACGAAGUGUGAAGCAGUUCAGUGACGACGAACAACGAAACUACAUCAAAAGUCGUCUACAGGUACCCGAAGACGAGUUAUCCGAAAUUUUCAGUAAAAUAAAAGAAAACAUAACGACUUUUCCAAAUUAUGAAAUUUUGGGCAUUCCUCUUCAACUUUACAUGUUGACAGAAUUGUUUUUAAAAGAUCAAAAAAAGUAUCUGCUUUUGUUAGACGAUAUAUUUACUGUUCUCGAUUUGUAUAGACACUUUGUCACAACAACCAACGACUUCUCUCACAGUUCGUUUGGUGAAUAUUUUGCAGCUGUUUACCUCUUCGAACACGAAAUGUCUAAAUCACUCGACAAAAAAUUUAUUUCGGACAGUCGCAACACCAACACCCGAUUUUUUUUAGAUUUGAUGUUGACCGAAAAUCGCAAAGUGUUCCUAGCUGUUUUAUAUAAAAACCCUUCGAUCCUGGGGGAACUCACCGAUGCAGAUUUAGAACAAAAAGAUGCGAUAGGUCGCAACGUUUUAGAAGUAGCUUGUGCCUGGACUAGAAACUAUCCAGUUGUUACCAAUGAAACCCUUUUAGUUAAUUUCGGUUUUAACAAAAAAUGGAUAAUUAAUAACGAUCACGCAAAAGUCGCCCAAGAUUUAAAUCAUCGCGAUUUGAAGUCAAAAUUUGAUCAAUUUAGUAACACGUGUUUCAAAAAGUUGCUGCUUUUCUUACCAUUUUUGAUUCCAUUGUAUGACGGGAAUCAGUUUGGUGAUGACUAUUUAGCAACAGUUUUAUACUAUGCAAUUAGGUUUGACUAUUCGGUGAUUUUUGAGUGCAUUGAAAAUUGUCUUCCUUUGAAAACUACAUAUGAGGAUGAUAUUAACUCCAGCAGUGUGUUAGCGUUGGCUAUUUUUCACCAAUCAGAGCGAAUAUUGAAGCUACUAUUUUCCGAAGAAAGCGAUUAUUUUACUUGGGACUGGGUGGAAGAUUUGUGGACUCCAGAAGUAGAUUUUGACGAACUAUUUGCUUUAGUGUUGGAGUUGCGAAAGCUUGAAAUGGACAGUCGAAACUGGAGAGGUGAAUUCCUGGCGCAUUUUGCUUGUCGGAAGAAUCUAAUCAAAACCAUGCGUUUACUAAUUCGUAAAGGUGAGAAAAUUGACGCUACAGAUGACGAUGGUCAACUGCCGAUUCAUUAUGCUUGUCAAUAUGGGGACUUAGAGAUGAUACAGUUAUUGGUAGCCAAUGGUGUCAGUCUGGAUAAUCCUGAUUACCACGACCAGCUGCCCAUGCACUACGCUUGUAAAAACCGCUACAGUGGAUCCAUUAUUAUACCAUUUUUGGUAGAAAAAGGUGCCAAAGUGGAUUCCCCAGACAGGAAAGGUGGACAACCGAUUCACUUUGCUUGUGAGUAUGGAAAUUUAGAAGAAGUAAAGUUGCUGGUAGCGAAAGGGGCAAAAGUGGAUGCUCUAGAUGGAGAUGGUCAGCUGCCCAUACAUUACGCUUGUAGAAACUGGUUAACUGGAUAUCGCAUUGUACCAUUUUUGGGACAAGCAGUAGAUCGUCCAGAUGACGAUGUUCGACUUCCGAUUCACUACGCCUGUGAACAUGGUGAUUUACAACUAGUAAAGUUACUGGUAGCGAAUGGUGUCCGAGUGGAUGUUCCAGAUGGAAAUGGUAAGCUACCCAUGCACUACGCAUUUAAAAACAGUCUGAGUGGCUACAGCAUUAUCCCAUUCUUGAAAGAAAAAGGUGCAAAAAUGGAUUCCCCAGAUGGUUUUGGUCGACUACCGAUUCACUGUGCUUGUGAAGAUGAAGAUUUAGAAGAAGUAAAGUUAUUGGUAGCAAAUGGUGCCAAAGUUGACGCCCUGGAUGGUCAUGGUCGUCUACCCAUACAUUACGCGUGCAAAAAUCCCUACAGUGGAUACAAUAUUAUACCAUUUUUGAUAGAAAAAGGUGUCAAAGUAGAUUGUCUGGACGGAAAUGGUCAACUGCCAAUUCAUUACACUUGCAUAUACAACGAUUCAAAGGUACUAGAAUUACUACUAACAAACGGUGCCAAAGCAGACGUUCCGGAUGGAAAUGGUCGACUACCCUUGCAUCACGCUUGUCAAAAUUGCUCCCACGGAUACCAACUCAUGUCACUUUUGAUAGAAAAUGGUGCCAAAGUGGAUACUUCAGAUGAAGAUGGUCUGCUCCCGAUUCACUACGCCUGUGAACAUGGAAAUUUAGAAAGCGUAGAGUUGCUGGUCGCCAAUGGUGCCAAAGUUAACGUCCCGGAUGGUCAUGGUCACCUGCCCAUGCACUACGCGUGUAAAAAUUCCUGGAUGAGGGACAGCAUUAUAUCGUUUUUGACAACACAAGGUGCGAAAGUAGACAUUCCUAAUGACGACGGUCGACUCCCGAUUCAUUACGCUUGUGAAGGUGGAAGUUUAGAUGAAGUAAUGUUGCUGGUAGCGAGUGGUGCCAAAAUUAACGUUCCAGAUGGAAAUGGUCGCUUACCCAUACAUUACGCGUCUAAAAAUCGUUUCAAUGGGGACAGAAUUAUACAAUUUUUGAUAGACAAAGGGGCGGAAGUGGAUGCGCCAGAUGGGGAUGGUCGACAACCCAUUCAUUACGCCUGUGAACAUGGAGAUUUAGCGAUAGUAAAGUUACUGGUCGAUAAUGGUGCGAAAGUGGAUGUUCCGGAUGGAGAUGGUCAACUACCUAUGCAUUACGCGUCUAAACUGUCCCAUUCUGGCUACACCAUCAUACCAUUUUUGCUAGAAAAUGGUGCGCAAGUGGAUUCCCCGGACGGGAAUGGUCGACUACCGAUUCAUUAUGGGUGUGAACAUGGAGAUCUGGAAGUAGUAGAAUCACUGGUAGAGAAUGGUGCUAAAGUGGAUGUUCCGGUUGGAACCGAACAGCUACCUAUACACUUCGCUUGUAAAAAUCGCUACAGCGCACACCCUAUUAUAUCCUUAUUGAAAGAAAAAGGUGCAAAAGUAGAUAUUCCAGAUGGGAAUGGUCGAUUACCAAUUCAUUAUGCUUGUGAACAUUGCCCUUUAAUUGUAAUAGACUUACUAUUAAGAAUGAGCUUGAAAUUGGAUGUUCCGGAUGGAGAUGGUCGACUGCCCAUGCAUUACGCCUGUAAAAAUUGCUUUGAUGGGCGCAAUGUUAUACCAUUUUUGAGAGAAAAUGGUGCAGAAAUGGAUUCCCCAGACGACGAUAAUCGGCUGCCGAUUCAUUAUGCCUGUGAACAUGGAGAUUUAAACAUGGUAAAGUUAUUGGUAAGGGGUGGUGCUAAAGUGGUCGUUCGGGACAAUGAGGGUCGACUGCCGGUGGAUUAUGCAAGAAAAAACGAAACCUUUGCAGAAGAAAUUGUUACAUUUUUGACGAGGCAAAGUGAGAAUCGAUAAUUGUGAUAUAUCGUGAAAUUUCUUUACUUUUUGACUUAAUUUAGUAUUUUUUUGUACAUUUUAGCCCUUUAUGACUUUAUGAAAUGAGCUGCCUCCGUUUUGUCUUUUGAAAUUGUGUUGAAAUAAAAUUAGUCUGUCACAAACAAAUGAAUAUCACAAAUUUUGUCGCACACUCAGUAUACAGUGUGUGUUGGCGCACUAUGGAUUUCAGCAAUCCAAUUUCUAAGCACUUGUAGAGGAAUGUCUACAUAUAUUUCGCCAUAUCUAAUAUUUUUACACACUAUUAUCUUUCUUUAGCGACUUUAGAAUGUAAAUAUAUUCCUGUUAGACAAAUGGUUUGCCAUCUUCCAAUACAUCCAACUGUUUGUUUUAAAAUUUUAGAACUACUAUUUUUGCUGUAUCAUCGAAAAUGUGUAAAAUUCUUUAUAAUGUAAAUGUAGAAUUAAAAAAUUUGUAAGAUAA